This is a messenger RNA of Symbiodinium sp. CCMP2592, 6563 nucleotides long. The record is from the annotation of a GenBank genome assembly. NCBI's taxonomy places the organism in Eukaryota, Dinophyceae, Suessiales, Symbiodiniaceae.
GUGAUGACGACACGGAGUCCGCCCGCUCGAGAUCGAAUCUGGGCGCAGAGCUUCCGGUUGUCACCGCCCGGGAGGGUCGGGUAGCUCUCACUGAGCAGACGCUACGUUCGCAUGUUGGGUCCCUUGGACCUCAACCAGCAUACGUGCCAUCGCGAGCGUCGCUGACACAUCAGCCCUCACCCACAGUCGUAGGCUAUUCUCCGGUGCCUCCAUCGCACACCUCCGUUCCAACUGUCGUGAAUCAGUUGUAUCAGCAUCAGCAAAACGUUCUGAUCAGUGCGGAUCCUGCACUGAUAAUGGAUACAGCAAAUGCAAGACAUGCUGAAGCCGUUCGCAACAUCCAAAGUGAAAACAGGGAGCAAAUUCUCGCUUUGGAAACAGGUGCCAUGAGUCAAGUCGCUCAGCUGAGGCUUGAGCAUGCACAGUUGCAGUCAAAAGCCAGAGCCUGUGAAGAACAGGCUAAUCAAAACAUCCAUGCUGGUCGGCAGGCCGUAGCCCAGUACCAAAUUGAGGCUGAAACAGCCGCUGCUGAAGCUGAGCAGCUAAGGCAGCGCCUCCUAUCCGCUGAACAGACAGCUGCGAAUGUUGUCGCCCAGGUGGAAACCGAGGCUAAUCGCAGGUUGCAGGCUAAUCAAGCCGACGUGUCAGCUCGUGACAACGAGCUCUCUCGCCUCAAGGGUGAGAUGCAAGAGAUGAUGAGGAUUCAAGCCCUCAACAUGGAGAUGCUGCAAAAGGACAAUGCCGAGCUAAGAACACGCUUGGCGGGAGCCAAAGCUGACCCAUUGGGCAAUGAACCGGAACAGUUUGGAAAGAUCACUUUCACCGGCCUUCAAGAGCUUGACGAUGGGCGUGUGCUGGAUGUGUACAAUAAGAUUAAGGUGAUUCCACCACCCGAUAAUCUCACUUCGCACCCCAUUCGUAAUGUUUGGCUCCUUGAGAAAGGUAAGUGGUUUGCGUACCAAUCAGAUGGAACUCAUUCUGCUUGUGACGUUGAUAUAAGGUAUAGCCCCGAUACAAAGGUGGUUAAGGUUAGAAAUUCUAGUGAGCUUGAUCCUCCUGAGACUAGGAAGGCAAUCAUCCAGUUAGCCAGGGAUUACCACAAGGCUGGCGCCUCUGUACUUCUUUGGUUCCAUCAACGGAAUCCGGGGGGUACAGACAAGGAUCAGGACGAGCUCAAUAGCAUCAUGUUCUCCAAGACUUGGGCUUCGUUUGUUGACAUCGCCGAUGCUCUUAAGAAGUACAAAGCGAGGUUCAUCAUUACGUGGCCCAGGGACAGCGUGUUCUGGGGAUGGCAGCGUGUCAAGAGGGUACUUGAUGGCUAUGGUUUUAGCAAAACUCACCUUAAGCCGAUGGUUGAAGCUGCUGACUUUAAGCCUGAAGUCAUUGCCCACUACACGUUAGCCUCCAACACGAAGCGUCUUGUUGAAUUCUUGAGACGAGGAUUGAAGGAUAGUGCCAAGAAAUCAGAGUCCCAACACUACUUCAAAGGCACCCUUACUGCGAUCCUUGGUCGUGUUUUUGAAGAUCAUGAAAUCCAAAAAUCAGAGAGAAACCAGACUCACGUUGUAGCUGUUGCGCUCAAGAUUCAAGCAUCCCCAACGUCCUCUCUUUCGCUCCUUCCCAUUGCGAACAUGUCCUCUGCCCAGAGCACCCGUGACGCUCUUGCACAGGGAACCGCAGCCCGGGAGGGUGUGCAGACUGCUGAGGAGUUGCAGUAUGCAACGGCCGAUCGUGAGGAACGCAUUCAGGCAUAUCGUGCCGCACUCAAAAGUGCCGACCGCCUGGCUGACGCCAUGGCCGGAAUCACCCACCUUGCUCGGCAUGCUGACCUUGCUGAGGUGUUUGAUGAACCCGGGGCUGACGCCGACGGUGAUGAAAUGUUCCUUGGAAUCAUGACGGUGAAGGAACGGCGCGACAUGCGUGUGCAUGCGCCGAAUGCGCCCUGGACUGCACUGUACGAAGCCUGGUUCCGUCAUUAUGCUUGCCGCCAGGGCAACCCGUACAUGCAGGACCAACGCAACACCUCCCUGACGGGAUGGUCAGCCCUCAUCCUUCAGCACAUUAAGGAUUUGGGUAUCCUCGGAUGGGGUGUUAACUUCGAGAAUGCCAUCAAUAAGACGGCAAUGUAUGACAUUUGCCAUAGGGUCCACAUUCUGUCAGAGCGUAGCGGUACCUUCCCACUGUUUCCCGCGAGCUCAGCUCUCUUGGACGGGCUCUACAGCCCAGCCUUGGGCAGGAUUUCCGCGCCCCCCACGGCGGAAGCCGGUGGUUUCGACGGCACCGACAUUCUUGUGGCCGGGGACUCAUCCUUGGCAUUGUGCUGGAUGCAAGGAAAACGGUGUGUGAAGAAAACCACUAUCUUCCCGAUGAUGCAGGACAUAGUCCGCGCGAACCCAGAGUUCGGGGAACUGGACGAGAUUGAACAUUGGCCCGCAAAGCAGCGGCUGAUUGUCGAGAAGAGCGUCCGCCGCCUCAUCGAGCUGCGGAAGCACACUCGUGUCAGAGGCCUGACGGUUCUCUUGGGAGAUGACAACGGUCGUUUUUACAACCUGCCCAGCGAGUAUGAUGAAGAGAUGGGUAAGUACGCCCGGCAGUUGCUGAGUGCAGGCAUCAGCGUCGUUGAUCCAUCAAGUCUCCUGAUGAGGACCACGCGUCCUGACGGGUUCCACAUCGAGGUCACUGACCCGAAUGUGACUGCAUCCUUGCAGUGGUGGCAUGCUCUCACCAGAGCCGUGUCCACCGACCGAAUCAUCACUCGCCGGAAGGCUGAGUUCGUCGCCAAUCAGAGAAGUAUUGUGUUCCGCAAUCACUUCGAGCUUGGGAAGGCCGAAAAGACGCUCACGGUGCCGCCUGCUAGCCAGCGUAUCCUUGAGCCAUUGGACCACGCACCCAAGCUUCCGGCGGAAGCCAGGGAAGAGGAUGAGCAGAUCGUUCUCGGUCACCCUCUUCUGAUGAUGAUGCCUGAGCCGGUCGACGAUAUCGAUCUCAAGCCGGAAGGCUCUGAAGAGGUGACCCAGGUUGAACACGUUCUAUUCAGCCGUGAUGUUGGGUCAGAGCUGCCCCUCGACCUUGUCGCCAUCGAUCCUGAGGCGCAAGAGGACUUUGCCUUUACGGUGGCACGUGAUGUCAUCAACACCACGAAUGUGCUUAUCCCUGACGGAGACGCCAUCGAGAAGGAGGCCACUGACGGCAUCCCCACGGUGUGGGACGAACCCCCUGAGGUUCCGGCAUUGGAAGAUGACCGCAGACUCCCGAAAGGCACAGUCAGGUAUUCGCAGUCUCUUCGCAAAGUCGGGUCGACGCCCAAGUCGAAACCCGAUCCUGCCAAGCACAGGAGAAUCUCGGAGACAGUCGAUACCGACGACGAAGAGGAUGUCGUUAUGGACCUGGAUCCUGAUGACACCGCUCAGCCGUCGGAAGACGCCGCUCAGCCGUCGGAAGACGUUGCUGUUGACUUCGAGCCAUUCUUUGAGUGGUGGGGCUAUGAAGACAUCCCCGAUUUUGCCCCAAGCCAUCGCUACAUGACAGAUGGCAAGCGGCGAGCAUUGAGCAAUGCCAUGAGCUUUUUCCUUCGCGGCUUCGCGAAUAGUGCAGAGUCACAGGCACAACGGCGGCCACCGCCCAUGAUGACCUUCGACCCCGCAACACGGGAGGUCGAAUGGGAUCACUUCAAAGAGCAAUUGGGCAAACAGUGGCGCGGUCUCCGGUCGGAAGACGUCAUGGAAGUGGUGAAGUAUGGGAACCACGACAAAGAUGACAACGGACGCUUUGAGUUGCGCGUCCUCCACUUCAUCGACCACACUGAGAUUCAUGGAAUCCGUGCAUUCCAAGGGCACUGCCGCGAUCUCAUCUCUGACGAGACUGAUCUUGUGGAUAUGCGCAGUGACAGCUAUGCUUUGUGUGACGACUACAGGCCCACCAUGCAUACGCGUCCUGCCGUAGGAGUCACUGGCCAAAUCCACAACGACUGGGUCAGAAUGCAUCCGAUCGGAUACCAUGCGACCUAUUGGAGCAAUUUUUCCUAUAUCGUUAGUACCGGUCUCAUCCCAGGCGGUGUCACCCUCGGCGGAAGCACGGGGAGAGCCUUCACAAUGAUGGCUUCCCUCCCUCAGUGGGAAAGGCCGAACAACGCAGGCCUGCGACCUGGCGCUGAGGUUGAAUUCGCUAUCGACCUCCAACUCGCGUGCCUGGAAGGGUGUCGCAUUCUCCUGACAAAGAACAAUGUUCUGCAGACCCCAGAUUGGUUGUCCAAUCGCUACCUUAUGUUUGCUUACGACCGCAGAACCGGGAAACCCGUAUGGUUUAACCGCUCGUACGAGCUCACGCGAGCUCGGGUGUCCAAAGCCCGUGAUGCAUAUGUCAAGCGUCAGGAGAUCCUGCCGGUCUUCAACCAAGACCUCAUUGAACGCGCAGCGGAAGCUGACGCCAAUUGCAUCAUGGAUUACGUUGAUCUCUGUUACCCGAUCCACAAUGAAAAUUUGGACUGGGUUGAGUUCUUGGGUAUGUUCAUGGACAUGCAGAAGCCCUCGCACUUGCGUGAGGUUGAGCAGUUUCAUGUCGAUGGUCGUACCAUCUGCUUUGAGCAGGGUAGUCCGCUGGAGGGAACUCUGUGCGAAUGGACUUUGGAUGCCCAGGUCUACUUUUCGCCCAUCGGGCUGACCACCGAGCGCCCGUUGCGUGUGGAGCGCAAGCACUACUCAGUGUGCCUCAACGUGCACUUCCCAAAGCUGCGCUGCCCUGAUGAUAGGUGCAGGUCUCAGAUGCUUGACGGCUAUCUCAAUUGCCCCCGCUGCCAGCGAAAGUUGUUCAAUCCGAGCGACAUCUCCCACAUUGCGGAGCUGGCUGAUCUGCGGGCGGAAGCCGCGCAAGGUGGAGCUAACCACAGUCUCCACUAUCUGGCACCAAGAGCAGCUAUCAACACUCGUCCACACGAGCACACCCGUCAGGGGGCCGAUGUUAAGAAAAGCAUCGCUGCGACUCUCAAGGAGAAGUGCAAGAAAAUGGUGGCGAAAGCAGCAGAAGGGACACAUGGUUCCCUGCGCCAGAACCUGAAGUACGAACCCUUCAGCGCCUUCAAUGUGUUUUCGAAGGGGAUGACGGUGACUUCACUCGACGAAGUCGAGAUGUUCGCGCGCUUGCGACUUCCCGCCCCGGGAACGGGGACGGAGGCAAAGAGAGGCUUUGCCGGAUCUCAUACAUCCGAUGCACGCACUGCUCUCAUUUUCCCUCCCGUCGACGACAUUAUUUGCGGGGAGUACAAUUACCAGAGGAACAUCUUUCUCGAGCUGGCCAAGCACUGCUAUUUCUGCUUCCAAGAUCGCUUUUACUUGGUUCCUGAAAUCGCCGUGUUGAUCCGUGCCACUCAGUUGGCCUCUGAGGUCCGCAAUCUGCGUCCUUUCACAAUCCUCCGCCAUGACGGCGUCGAGUACCAGCCCGUGACCGGGACUGUCCCUGAGAUCAUGGCCGACCUCGUCGGUUUGCUCCGCAACCAUGCACAUCGUGCUCUUACCAACAAGGAGCGUAACCAGCAACGGGUUACUGUGCAAGUCGGGAUCGGGCAGACUCCCUUGGAGAUUCCAGCAUCGCUAGGAACUAUGGGCAGGUCUCAGAUGCUUGAACUUCUGGGCGGUACGCGGUUCAGUGUUGAGCGUACCCGCGGCUGGAUUAAUCGCGAGGUGGAAGACCGAAUGGUCCGACAUGGUGCCACUCCCAUUGGCGCCAUGCGUGUGCCGCCUCCACCGCCGUCACCAUCCGGAAGGACUGGUCCUGACUCGUCGCUGCCUGCAGCAACACCCAGUGUUCGGCCUCCACCGGCUCCUCCGAGCCGAGGUCGCUCACCUGGCGGUGCAGCUUCGUCAUCCACGGAUCGUCCGAUGAGCACUUCUGUUCCAAAAGCUGCAAAGACGAAGGCAAGGCCGGCAUCUGCCCGAAGCAUUACGCCGCCUCCUCCAAAACCAAGUGCCAACAGACCAGUGCAGCCGCCUUACCCGCCUACUGCAAAAGCUGUUCCGAAGGCUGACGCCGUUCGUGCACCUGAGGAAUACAUCACUGCAGAUGAAUGGGACAACUACUUUGCCGGCCGUGGCGAAGUCAGAGGCUUUGCUGUUGGCGAUGCACCGGCUCCGGUUGCUGCCCCUGCUGGGCCACCUGCCACAGCCGCCGGAGGGCGUGCUCGCACUCGCUCACCGCGCCGCCAUGACUAUGGUGGUGGUCGAGACUAUCAAGAGGCCGCGAACGACAGGCAAUUACUCGAGAACCUGACGGUCACUCUCCCAGGCUUCCCAGCUGAUCGCUUGAGGGACUGGACUGACCAGGAUGGGAACGGAUUCGAUCCAACCCAACCAAUGCCUCGCAAUUGCACUCGCACUGAUGCUUGGUAUUGGGCAGUUCUCCGUGCCCGUUAUCUUGAGGAGCUGUCGCCCAAUGAAGUGCCUUUUGUGAUUCCCGAUUACACCGACCGGGAGGUCUUGGUUCAGCAUCCAGUUGAGCAGAUUGCCUGGUUCCUGCGUGGCUGGGAGGAGUUCCGCCAAGACUCCAAUGGAGCAUGGUACAGGGCAUACUAG